Messenger RNA from Malassezia sympodialis ATCC 42132, 8250 nucleotides. RefSeq lists its product as uncharacterized. Gene Ontology annotation, molecular function: protein binding. The coding region runs from base 1 to 8250 and encodes 2749 amino acids. The record is from RefSeq and is a predicted model, not a curated record. The transcript is spliced from 2 exons. Lineage: Eukaryota; Fungi; Basidiomycota; Malasseziomycetes; Malasseziales; Malasseziaceae.
AUGAAGAUCACCAAGGCGCCGAAGCGCAAGCCCGAGGUACCGGCCGACUUGGCCGCCUUGGGCACGCGCAUGGUCGAGGCGCCCGAGCCUGAGCUGGCGGGCCUGCUGGCUAGCGUCGACCAGUGGGUCUGGCCACGCGGCGAUUUGUACUCCUGGGUCGCCGUGCUCAAUCGGCUGGACGAUAUUCUAGCGCGCAUAUGUACGGAGACGCCGUUGCGUCCGUUCCAGACGGCGCCGUUCGCACCGGCGAACCGCACUCUGCUGCUCGCGAUCCUCCAUUUUGCGCGGCUGCUCCUGGAAAACUGCAUGAACCGCAAACUGUAUGCCUCGUAUGAGCACCUGGACACGCUACUCGGCAGUGACGAUGGCGAAGUGCUCGAGGCGCUGCUCUACCUACUGCUACGGCCGGCUCAGCAGCACACGGGCUCCGGCCGUCACGAGUUGGCUGUGGACCAUGCGCGGCUGGCCGUGCUGGCGUCGGCGUGGCCCCCGCGCGACCACGGCGUUGAACUAGCAGAUGCUGCGCAAGAGGCUGCGGCAUUUCCCGCUGGUAUGCAGAGCGUGCAAAUGCACUGUCACCAGCGGCCCGGCGGGGAGGAGCCCGGGCCUGCGACGCCUGUGCGCCACACCCACGACGAGCCGUCCGACUGGGUCUAUGUGCACCAUCUCGACACCGAAACACGCUCUGCCGGCGCGAUUGUGCUGGCUGCCGACCGCCAUGGGCGUCUCUCGGAAGAGGAGCGCUUUGAGCUCUUCCACAAGGUGCGUGUCGCACUCGCCUUCCGUGCAUGGCCGUCGCGGCAGCAGGCCAUCGUGUGCCGUCUUCUGGCCAUUGCAUGCUUUGCGCACACCGCGCCAGAGUCGGCUGUGAAUACACGUCUCUAUAUGGUCGAGCCCUCGCUUGUGUCGCGCACCGCCGCGUUGCUGGAGCCUGCGCGCCACACGGGGUACUGGGUGCAGAGUGCUGCGCUGUACGCGCUGGAUUCCGUCGGCCACUUUCGCGUGCGCCUCGGCGAGCUACUUACCGCGGUGAAUGCGUCUGUGAGCCACGGCCUGCUCCUCCAAGUCCUGCUCAACACUCAGGAGGCACUCCAGGCCAGCGCCGACGGACCAACGCCGCCGCUGGGCACGCACAUGGAUGCGUUUGUGGACGCGCUCAUGACGCUCGUCGCGAACCUCACAACGACCGUGUCGGGCAGCACGAUGGUGGUGAGUGCGGGACUCAUUCCACAGCUGCUGGAGCUUGCGUGUAUUGUGUCGCACACCAAUGCACUUGUGCAGCGUACAUCAGCGCGCGCCAUUGGUCUGCUCGACAGCCUGCUCUACUCGUACCCGCCGGCGCUCGAGCAAUUCACCGCUGCCCGGGGCAUGGAUGUGCUGGUGGCCCGAACUGUGCAGUGUGUCGACGAUGCCGUAUCUCGCAAUGCACCGCUUCCGUUUGGCGCCACGAAUGUGCUGCGCCAACUGUUGCGCCUGUUCCACCAUCUAAUGACGACCACCGGCUUGGCUGACGGGCUGCGCAACCUGAUUGACACGCCACUUGUGCCGGCACUGCGCACGAUCAUGGAACAACGUGCCCUUUUUGGUACGUCUGUGCUGGCGCAAGCCAUCACGAUCAUGGCCUCUUUCGUGCACAACGAGCCGACGCAGUUGGUCACGAUCCAGGAGCACAAGCUGCCGGAUGCCUUUUUGGGUGUCGUACAGGAUGGUCUUGAGCCGAGCUUUGAACUGCUCAAUGCCCUGACCACGGCCAUCGGCGCGUUGUGCCUGAAUGAGGCAGGGCUGCACCAUAUGACGUCACAGCCGAUCGUGCCUCACGUCCUGCGCGUCCUGACGGAUGAGCGCUACCACCGCGUGCUACUGGACCGCGACAAUGCCAAUAUCUUCGGAACGGCCGUCGACGAGCUCGUGCGGCACCAUCCUAGCCUCAAAGAGGGCGUGCAGACUGAGCUCGUGCACCUUUUAGAUGGCCUUGUGGCGAUGGGCCAGGCCUUCUCCCCCCCGACCGAGCCGGCCGCGCGUGCUCUGUACGAGCUGCCGUCCAGCGGAGACGCCGUGUCGCCGCAGCCCAUUUCUACCGCCGAGCUCGUGCUUGAUGAGCCGGAUCAAACCGUGCCUGAGCCGGUUCCCGGGGACGCCAAUGCGCCAGUGGCCUCGUUCGAUGUGUUAUGUCGCUUUCUUGAAGGCUUCUUUCGAAACGCAGCGCUCUGCCGCGACUUUAUGCGCAGCGGCAGUCUUGCACGCCUGCUUGCCUUUCUUUCGACGCCAUGCAUCCCCUACCACUUUGGUACUUCGACGCCGGCUGACUCGUUAGUCAUGCUCCUCCGCACUAUGGUCGAGGAGAGCCCUAGCACGGUACUGAGCGCGCUCCUUCGUGACGUGCAUCAAUCUAUGACCGAGAUUGCGUCGCCCAUGCUGGCGCUUCUCGAGCCGCAUGCGCCUGAGCUUCAGCCCCGCUUCCGUACGUGGGUGCGACUGCAUACGCGCCUGCACGUCCUCACGGACGUGUGUGAGACGUUUGUGCAGUCGUUCAUGUUCCCGAACGCGAGCACCAAGGUGCCACUCGCGCUUUUCCGCGCGCUGAGUGAGGGUGGCGAUGUCGCGACGCUCGCACAGCUUGGGCAACUUGUGCGCAUGUGCGUGUGGGAACACUUGCGCGUCAAGGCAGCCUUGCGUGGCCGCGAUCUUUCCUCGCAUGCUGGUGUCACGGCGGUGCAGUACAUGGCCGUGCGCAUGCAGGCGUCACUGCAAGCCCUCUUGUCGGUUGUGGCGCGACUGCUCACACCCAAGCGGCACAUGGACGCAGAGUUUGCGCGCGUCUCCGCAGCGACGACCGAUCAAAUGGCGCGUGCUCUGCGUGCCUGGCAGGCCAAGCGCAGCGAUGCAUCGCCUGGCGAUACGCUGGGCGAGCAUACGUACCUGUAUCUGAUGCUCGCGCACCUACUGUACGAUCGGCGCCCGACGCAUGCCAUGCAUGCUCAUACCAUGCUGCUUCAUGCGUGGGUAGAACAAGGCGGUGAUGCGGCGCUUGGGUCCCAGCUUCACGAGCUGCUGCCGCAUCUGGAGCAUGAUGUAUCAGACGACGAAACAAGCGUGGGCGCGCAUGCCGUGUGUACACUGCGUGCCUAUCUGGACCUGUACGCACGCCUCUUGCAGGCGCGGCCGCUUUUGGAUGCGCCGCAGACCACUCACCUCACACGCGACGCGCCUUCUGCGCCCCACAGGCUACUUGUGGAGCUGCGCGCACGAGCGCUCGAUGUGCUAGAGCCGCUGUGGCAGGCACCAUGGCUCGCUAAGCUGCCACUGAGCCCCGUACGAAUGACGGGCCAAGCGCUUGGCCUGAUCCUACAAGCCGACCGUGAAUCGCCCCCACCGCCCCGACCUACGUCGUCGGUGCCCACCGAUCUUCCCUCGGCACUCGCUGCAACGCUGGGUGGUGCGCCGAUCCCCUUCCCACCGCGCCCCACGAGCCUCGAGGGAUCGUCGCGCAUCGUCGCAGACGAAGCACGCCUUGCGCAGCUCGUGGAAAUGGGCUUUCCCCGCGGCGCGGCGCGGCGCGCGCUCGAGCGGUGCCACAAUAACGUAAGCGCGGCGACUGAAUACGUCUUGCAGCAUCCUGAGCUGGAAGACGAGCCGGACGCGCCGCCGACAGCACCCGAGGGUGAGGAACGUGCCGAGGAGCCUCGAGAGGCGGCCUCAGAGCCGCCUGCUACGUCGGCUCCGCGCUCGGUCAGCGAGGCGCUUGCGCAAGCGGUGCUGUCUCUUGAUGACGGGUCUGGCGCGCCGGAGGCACCUGCUGACAGCGCAACGGGCGGCCCGUCCGAGUCGCAAGAGGCAUUACGUACUGCCAAGGCAGCGCUGGAUGAGCGCCGCUCAGCGUUCCGACCCACCUUUUUCCCGCGUCUCUUGGCGUUGGCGGAUACACACGAACCGCUGGUCUUUGAUGCGAAGCAGGUGCUUGGUGCAAUCAGCAAGGACAAGGAGCGGGUUGCAGCACUUUGGGAGCAUGUGCUGCAGCGCCUCCCUGACGACGUGGCCGAUCCUACGCUGCCUACACGCCUGCACUUUGUUGCGCUUCUCGUCACGUACGAGCGUGUGCAGCUGUCGCUCCCCUGGUCAACGUUGCCGCCUCUCGCGCAGCGCUUGCUAGGCUGGGCACAAGCGCAGGCACAGGCCCCGUCAGAGCUGCCGUUCUAUGCGUCGGUGCUUAUGGCGCUGAACGGUGUGCUUGGCCUUGCAGAAGCACCGAAUGAUCAGCCAUGUGAUACGGUCUUGCCCGGCGACCGUCUUGCUCUCUUACGUGAGGCGCGCGCGCAGCUCCUGCCGCUCUUGCUACAGACGCUGGAGCGCGCCCCGCAGUUCUCCGCGAGUGCUCUGCUUGCCACGUAUCGUGUGCUUGUGCUGGUGACGCGCGAUUCCGUCACGGCCGCGGCACUUGCAGAGGACCAGCAGCUCGCCAAGGUGCUUCGCCCGCUUCUCUCGACCCGCUUCUCGCAGCUCGCGUCUUGUCAGCGCCUCGUGCUGAUGAUCCUGCGACAUGUGGUCGAAGCGGGUGGCACGCUUCUCUCGCUUGUUGCGCACGAUAUUCAGGCGUGGUUUGCGCACAUGUCGCGCACGCGGCACAUGGAAAUUACGCAUCUUCUCAAAGCUAUGAGCUACGCGGUGCUGCGCGAUCCUGUCACGUACAUGCGCGCAGCAUCGACGCAGCUCGAGCUCGUGGAUGGGUCUGGCAGCCCGAUGUCGCAUGUGCGAUUACAAGCCGGGGCCAAGGUGCCUGCGCUGCCGGACGUGGCCCAGUCGCUAUGCGAUGGUGUCAUGGACACGCUGCUUGGGCAGGCGCUGCACGUGCUCCGCGGCGAGCUGGGACCACUGCCUGGCGAGGCUGCAUCGCCAGACGCGCUUAGCGAGGCGGACGCGCGUGAUGCCUAUGCGUUCUUCCUGCUGCAGGCCAUGGUCGAAAUGACGUCGUCGUAUAUGGGCUGCAAGCACAGUUUCUUGCGGCAUCACGUCGGAAAGGAGCCCAUGCUCGCGCAUAUGUUGUCUACAUGGGUUCCCAGUGGCUUCCUGCACAACUAUGAGCCGGACGAGCUGCGGAAGCGCAUGGCGCAGUCGAACUGGGCCAUGUCGCUGGGCGUGGCGCUGGCAAUGGAUCCUGCGCCGAUGGCGGACGCAACUGCUGUACCUGAAGCUCUUGUGGGCGUGCGCAAGACGCUGCUUGACGCACUACAAACGGCCAUCCGCGAGGCGCAGCAGAGCAGCGAGGUGGUAGAGGUACGCUAUGGCCGGCUCUAUGCGCUCGCGGACUUGUGCCACCGGCUGCUUACGGCGCAGCCUCAUCCGAAUGGCGUUGUCGCUAAGCGCUCGGAGGUGGUCCUGCACCUGGCCAAGACUAUGCUAGAGAAGAACUUUGUGCCGCUCCUCGCGAGUGUUCUAGCAGACGUCGAUCUUGGCUUUCCAUCGGUGCGUGCGCUGCUCGAGGCGGUGCUGCGGCCGCUCGAGCAUCUGACGAGGGCUGCGAUCAAAAUGGCGCGUGCGCAUAGGCAUCGGCGACCGGCUGCGGCAGACGGCACGGGCGCACCUUCGGGGGCGGUGGAUCAUCAAGACGUUGGCUCGUCUGAAGAAGAAGAAGAUGAUGACGACGACGACGAAGACAUGCAGAGCGACUCUCUCGAGGAGGACGGCGAAGGUGCGCCAGACUUUUACCGCAACUCGUCGCUUGGUAUGCAUACAGGCGAGAUGGAGCAGGGCGCGUACGAUUCGGCCGAUGAGCUGAGUGAUGAGGAUGACGACGCCGAGAUGGAGAUGGAGGAGUACGACAGCGAGGAGGGAAGUGAGCUCAGUACGGACGCUGAAGGUCUCGAUGGCGAUUCGACGCAUGUGGUUGAGGUCAUGGAAGAGGACGAUUCCAUGGAUGAGCACGAUGGAUCAUCGGACGACAUGUACGACGAACUGGAGGAUGAGUGGGAGGACGAGUAUGACGACGGCCUGAACGAGCUCGACGAUGAGGACGUUGACUACGUCAUCGAGGAUGACAGGUCCGCAGGUGACGAGGGACCCGAUGCUGGCGAUGAGCAUGGCGUCAGUGAGAUCCUCGAGGCCCUGGAUGAUAUGGAGGGCGGCCACGUUGAUCUACUGGAAGGUGAUCAGGCGGAGUCGGGCGACGAGGCCCUCCUUGAAGCUGACGAUGCGGCAGAGCUCGACUUUGGCGACGACUCUGUAUGGCCCCCACCACGGCACACCGACGACCGCUUCGGCGCCAACUGGUCGUGGACGCAGGCGCCGCGCCCUGGUCGCCGCGACAUGACUGGCCCGCCGACCUUCUUCACCGAGUCGCUCGCUCCCCACGGCGCAUCGGAUUCGGCCGUGCGUCCUACGCCAUCGCCCGCGCGUCACCAUGACGACGACGUGGCGUUCCAUCCCUUGCUGGCCGACGACCAUGCGGCGCAAGGCGAUGGCGACGGUCCUCCUUGGUCUCGGAGCGUGGAAUCGCUCAUGGGUGGUCCUACGAUGCAGUUCCUCGAAAUGUUUCUCCAGCGCAACGUGCCAAGUGGUACGGAUGCAAGCAUUCGAAUUGAGCUCGACCACGGGCACGGCACACCGCGCAUGCACAUUGCCAAUAUGCAUGGCGAUUCGCUGCGCCCUCGCCAGGGGCCGCCGCGCUCGCGUGAGGGUGCAAGUGGUGCUGCCGAUGUCGUCGCCGAGUCGCAUCGUUUUACACCGCUGCACACGAACGCGCGGCGUGGUGAAGAGGCGCUUAUUCUCCUUGGCACAGCGGCCUCAGAGCUGGGCGCCGCGCUGCGGACACAGCUCGUUCAUGCGCUGCAGCCGCAGGAAAGCUACCGCACCAGUGAAAACCGCGAGCCUGAGGCAGCGCAGCGUGCUGCCUCUGACACCAAGCGCAAGCAUGCCGAGGUCGAUCCGGCGUCGCCCGAAGCGCCCCCCUCGCGUACGACGGUAUCGCUGCAUGGGACGCCCAUCGAUCUCUCGGAUACGGGCAUCGAUCCGACAUUCCUCGAGGCACUGCCGGAGGAACUACGGGAAGAGGUGCUUCUCAGUCAGCAGCUCCACGAGCGUCUUGCGCGCAGCCAGCGGCGCCCCCCGAUGGCGCCCGACUUUCUUGACGUGUUGCCGCGCUCGCUGCGUGCUGAGCUGCAGCAUGUGGACGAUGAUGUGCCGCAGGAUCGGUCGCGCGCAUCUCGCCCGGCCCCCGCGCCGCCCCGCGACGACGCGCACGGCGAGGUUGCCGAUCGGCAACGACCUGCAGACAGCACGGAAGCGCCGAACGCUGAGGGUCAACCCCGCAAUGCGAUCCAGCUCCUCGACCGGGCCGGCAUGGCAGCGCUUGUGCGUCUCCUCUACUUCCCAUCCAUGCAUGCUCGCCCCUCGCUCUUGCACAAGGUGCUAGCACAUCUCUCGGAGAAUGCGCGUAGCCGCACGGAGCUGCUGACACUGCUACUGCUCGUCCUGUCAGACAGUACCACGAGUUCCGGCACCGUGGACCGUUCGUUUGCGGCGAUGAGCAACAAGGCUGCGCGCCAGACACCGCAGCGCGGCACGCCUCGCCGUCCAGCGACGCCGAAUGCGUCCGGUUUGCUGCCUCCUGCGCUGCCCGCGCCGCUGGCCCUGAUGGGUGGUGAGGCACCGCACCUGAUUGCGUCGCGCAGUCUUGAGACGCUCACCUACCUAACGCAGGCGAAUGACCAGGUGGCUCUGCACUUUUUGAGGGAGGACAAGACGCGCAAGGGCACCAAGCGCAUGCCCGUGCAAAUCCUGCUGAGCUUGCUGGAAAAGGAUGCACUGCUCGAGCAUGCAUCCCUCGUCAAUGCCCUGGUGCAGCUGCUUCACAUGAUCACCAAGCCGCUCGUGGCGUCACACCAGGCGCCAGACGGCAAGAGUGCCGUGCUGGAUGGGCCGCACGCGGGUGUCGAGGUCGCUCCAAUCCCAGCAGAGCGCCUUGCCGCAUUGGUCCAGCCGCUGAAGACGCCCAUGUCGUCGCGUGCCUUCCAGCACACAUUGGGUGUGGCGUCCAAUCUGGCUCAUAUGCCCGGUGCACGGGAUGUGAUUAGUGAGGCACUACAGCAGGCUGCGACGCGUGCGUCGAAAGCGCUCGUUACAGACUUGGACGCCCUCAUCGAAACGCUGCCGCCCGCAGAAACAAGUGACGAGAGGCCCCAGAGCGAGGCGCUGCCCCAGGACGGCAACCUCGUUGCCACUCGCCAAACUCGCGAGCCCGACGAGUGCACAGGCUGA